AAAACAUAAAUAACAAUUAAAUCAUAAAGGCAACCAACUGACGACAUAACUCAGAAACACAAUGAAACGCUUAUUUGUUUUUCUUUUAAUGUGAAUAUGACUGUACAAGUCACUUGGAUUUCCUUUGCAAAAUAUCACCUGUCACUUCAUUAAUCAAACAACUAGUUCAAUGCUUCAUUUUAUUAUGUUAGAAGACAGCUGUUCAAUGCUCUUUAGUUUUAACGAUUGCCCAGGGUAAAUUUUCAGUUGAAUUCACUUGAGAAUUUUAAUAUUCAAUACAGUUUACAGAUAAAUUAGAAACAGUCAAAAAGGAAUGUGCUAUCAUAGAUGAUGUGAAUAUUGAUCAACAAGCUGGGAUAUUAACCUCUAAAGUUACAGAAAAUGAUCAUGAUCCAGUUAUUAGUGUCAUUCGAAAAUUACACAUCUAUUUAACCGAUACAAAUUUUAUUGGAUUUGAUAUUUUACAAAAAUCAAUAAAUCGAUGGUAUUAUUCUAAUAAACAAUUCAAACAUAUGAUUACAAAUUUAAUGAAUUUAUCACAUUUUCAACUAGUCCAAACAUCAUCAAUCAAACAAUCCCUUUCAUCAUCAUCAUCAUCAUCAUCAUCAUCCUCACCAUCCUUAGAAAAAGAUAAUAUUGAAGGAUUAAUUGCUAAGGCAACUAGAAAGAAUACAAUAAUCUAUUCAACAACAGCUGAUAAUGAAGAUUUACAACAAUUAAUGAAUAUGUUUAAACCAUUCUGUAAAAAUGUUACCAUGGAUACAAGUAAUAUUCAAAUGAACAAUCAUAUGGAUACAUUCACUAUAUAUAUAAAUAAAUUAGAUCAUUGGAUUAAUAAAACUAAAAUGAUCAAUGAAUUCAUACAUAAAAAACAGAUCAAUUUGAAUAUUAUUCAUCUUAUAAAUCAACAAUUAAAUCAAUUAGAUCAUAAUUUAACAAUCAUUUUGGAUAAAUAUCCUUUAGAUGUUUGUAUAAGAUUAUCUAAUCAACUGAUUACAAUUAUGGAGCUUCUUUUAACUCAAGUAACAUUUACAUUGCCAGCGCAACCAAUUUGUCAUGGAAACAAAGAAACACAAAUAUGCGUUGAACUAGAAGACCGUGAUAAACACAUCAUAGGAACUCAAUCAAAGCAAACAACAAGUGAUCGCAUGAAACUGGUCAUUCAUUUAAUGAAAAUAAUCAAUUUAUUACUAUCAUACAUUUUGCCAAUAUUUACACAAUCCAAUAGAAAUCUUAGUCUACUGAAUAAGGAUAAAAUCACAAUAACUGUGAAUGAGAAAGUUAUGAGAAAAAAAUUGGAAAAAGUUAUUUCACAUCUCAUUGAACACUUAGUACAGUUACCAUGUGUAAUUGAUGACUUCUGUUUAGAUGUAUUAUAUAAGGAAAGUACUCAACAGCCUAAUUGUUUUCAAAUUGAAUUGGAGACAUGGAUUCAAAGAUAUGAAAUGGAAAGAUUAGAUAUAAUGAGUAAAGAAUAUGUCUAUGUUGAUCAAUGGUUACAAGAUAUUUCAGAAAAAGAUCCAUAUGCAAUCACAGUAUCAACAAUCAGAAGUAUUUUCAAUGAUCAUCCUGAAAUUGGUAUUUUCAUACAUCAAUUCAAUGAUCAAAUUAAUUGUUUCUUUUCUGAACUUAUAUUAAAUACAUCACAUUUAUCAAUCAUAUUGAAUAGAACAAACAAUCUCAAUGGAAUUGUUCAUCAAGAUGAUUGGAUAAAACUAAUCAUUCAUAAUAUGAUUAUCAUGAAAUCAAAUAAAUCAAUAAUCUAUUUAUUAAAUUGUCUAUUAGCUCAUGCAUCUACAACAUUUAAUAUUAUGAAUUCAAAAAAACUAAACAGUACUACUCAUACUACUCAUACUACUAAUGCUAACACUAAUACUCAUACUACUCAUACUACUAAUGCUAACAGUACUACUCAUAAUACUACUACUAAUACUACUAGUGCUAACACUAAUACUCAUACUACUGCUACUACUACUACUACUACCACUACUACUAGUAGUAGUAGUAGUAGUAAUAUGGAACAAAAAGAAGAAUCUAUAUCCACAAUUAUUCGAUCAUUAUUUAUUAUAGACUGGUUCACUGAACAAUAUCCAUAUUUAAUUGAUACAUUAAUGAAUAUAGAUUAUAAAGAUUUACUUUAUAUUUUCAAUAUAAAUAGUAUUAUAUCUAUAACAGAUAAAUUCAAUGAAAUAUCUCGAAUGAAUUUAAUACAAAUCAAGUUGAUUAAAUGUAUUCUAAUUGCAUUAAUAAGUCGAUUAUAUGAGAAACUUAAUAUUAUCAGUGAAAUUUCAUAAAACAAUGUCAUUUAACGAGUAAUGAUUUGAUCAAGUACAAUGAGAACAAUGUACAUAAUUAAUUUCUUAAAACGAUAUAUAUCUGACAUUGAAUCGUAUCUUGAAGAGUAACUUAGUUGAUUAGGUAUAUUUAUCAGUUAUAAGUACUUAAAUGUAUUGUGUUUUAUUGUAAAUCUUUUCACAUAGUAAAUAUACUGAUUCAUUGAUAUUCAAUGGUGUAAAGUUCAGUUUUCACAGAUCCGUGAAGCUGGGAG
Messenger RNA from Schistosoma guineensis, 2548 nucleotides. The record is from the annotation of a GenBank genome assembly. Lineage: Eukaryota; Metazoa; Platyhelminthes; Trematoda; Strigeidida; Schistosomatidae.